AUGAGUGCUGAAACGAAGGAUAAUGUAAUUUAUUUAAACCCAGGUGAGUCUUCCUCGGGUGAAACGCGUACAAAAAAACGACGUGAUAACUCUGCUGAUUAUUCUCGGAAUAAGAUCAAACAAGCACGUAUUCAUGGGCAGGCUUAUGUGACGGCAAAAAAUAAAACUGUACGGGCUAAGACAAUAGGACCUCCAUGCAAGUGUGCUAAAAAUGCUGGGAAAUCAUAUCCAAAAAAUGCAAAAUUAGAAAACCUUGCAAAAUUAUAUAACUUGGGGACAAAAAAUGAACAAGAUAUCUAUCUCCAGGGGUUAAUAUCCUGUACGGACGUAAAACGACGCCGAGUGCUGAAGGAUAUCCCAUUGAGACAGAAAAUGUUUACAUACACCGUUCAAGUUUGUAAUGAAAAGAAAGAAGUAUGCCAUUCUGCUUUUCUUAGCUUGUUUGGUAUUACUAAAGACCGUGUUAAGAGGCUCCGUGACUUGUUGGUUUUAGGUAAAAUACCGGAAGAUAAGAGAGGGAAAUCGAAAACGGUCAAUGCGUUGUCUGGUGAUGAAAUUACCGCAGUGAUCUCUCAUAUAUCCUGUUUUCCAGCAAAAGAGAGCCACUACUCUUCUGGCAUAGUAAAGUAUCUGCCUGCUGACUUAUCAGUAAAAAAAAUGUUUCGACUUUAUAAGGAAAAAUACCCUGGAACUAGGAUUAAGUACGAAUAUUAUAAUAAAAUAUUCAGGGAGAACUUCGCUCUUCGCUUUGGACGACCAGCAGUAGAUACGUGCUGCCUCUGCGAGAGUCUGGACCUGAAAAUCAAUUCGAAAACCCUAAAUAACGUAGCUAAAAAGGUAGCUUUGGCCGAAAAGCUAGUACACAAGAAGAGGGCAAAGAAGUUCUAUAAUAAACUUCAAGAAGCAAGGCAAAGAUCCCAAAAAGAUGAAACGUUUUUGGGAAUUUGCUACGAUUACAUGCAAAAUGUGUCACUGCCAAUAAUUCCAGUGCAAGAAAUAUUUUAUUUGUGGCAACUGAGCGUUUCUAUCUUCUGCAUUCACAAUUUGAAAACGGGAAAAAAAUGUCCUGUACGUAUAUCAUGA
Messenger RNA from Parnassius apollo (apollo), 1083 nucleotides. Lineage: Eukaryota; Metazoa; Arthropoda; Insecta; Lepidoptera; Papilionidae. The record is from the annotation of a GenBank genome assembly.